UUAUGAUGCAUUAUAAAUAAAGGCUUAGAAAAGUUAACAAAUUUACUUUUCUCUCCAGUGAAAUAACAGCAGAUCCAAAUCAACAUGAUGUCCAGGUUUUGCUUCUGGCAGAACAAGAAGAAGAAGAAGAAGAAGAAGAAGAAGGAGAAAGAAAGAGCAUGUGAUAGUGAAGAUAAUGAAGAAAGAUUUAAUAUGGAGCAAACUUCAGUUCCUGUCACAUCACAAGUUAAAACCACUAAAGACAAGAACAGCACAGACCACAGUCCUAAAACAAAUACCUCAGGAAGAGAAAAUCAGGCGGAUGAUGAACACAAGAAAUCUGGACAGAAUGGCGCAGAUCAGAGUGAGGCGAGGGUCCUGGUCAUAAACACUGGUGGAACCAUUGGAAUGACGUAUCAUAAUAACGUUCUGGCUCCAGAACCUAAUGCUUUUGUUGAAACUCUACGUAAACUCUCUAUUCUGCAUGAUGAGCAGUACGGUUCACCUCAGGAGAACACGCUGGUGCUGCCACUGUCCAAACUCAAUAAAAGGAUUGUAUAUACAGUUUUAGAGUACUCUCCCCUUCUCGACUCCUGUAAUAUGAAGACAGAUGACUGGGCCAGGAUUGGAAAAGACAUUGAGAGUCGCUAUGAGCAAUAUGAUGGUUUUGUCGUUCUGCAUGGCACAGACACUAUGGCUUACACCGCUUCUGCCUUAUCCUUCAUGUGUGAGAAUCUGGGAAAGCCUGUCAUCUUCACUGGCUCACAGGUGCCCAUCUAUGAGAUGAGGAAUGAUGGGAGGGAGAACCUCUUGGGGGCGCUGUUAAUAGCAGGACAGUAUGUCAUCCCUGAGGUUUGCCUGUAUUUUCAUCAUAAGCUGUUCAGGGGCAAUCGUGUCACCAAAGUGGACCCUGGAAGCUUUAACGCAUUUAUCUCACCAAACCUGCCGCCAUUAGCACAAUGCAAUGUCGACAUCAAAAUUAACUGGGAUAUUGUGUGGCGAGCCAAUACAACUGCCACAUUCCGUGUCAACACACAAUUGAACCCUAAUGUGGGUCUCCUACGACUCUUCCCAGGAAUCACUGCUGAUAAAGUCAAGGCCUUCUUGCAGUCUAUGGAUGGGAUCGUAUUGGAGACCUAUGGCAGCGGUAACGCUCCUGACAACGACACAGAGCUGCUGGAUGAGAUUCGUAAAGCGUCGGAGAGAGGACUCAUCAUGAUCAACUGCACUCAGUGCCUCCAGGGUACGGUCACAACCUCAUACGCCACUGGCCAGGCUCUGAGUGAUGCCGGUUUGGUCGCUGGGUUUGAUAUGACCACAGAAGCUGCUCUUUCAAAACUCUCCUAUGUGCUGGGAAAACAAGACCUCACUCCAGAUGAGAAGAAGGAGAUGCUGAGUCGUGAUCUGCGUGGUGAGAUGACCGCUGACCUGGACGGAGCAAAGCUUUCUCUCCGCGACAGUCGCUUUAUUCAGGUCUUGGCCAAGUCCCUCAAUGUUAGCUGUAACGAGGAGCUUGACGCCAUACGGGAUGCACUAACUCCCACUCUGGUCUGCGGUGCUGCUAAGAUCGGAGACACUGACACUUUAGAGGCCAUAAGGGAAAUGGGCUCUGACUUGAACACGGCAGACUAUGAUGGCCGCUCUCCUCUCCACGUCGCUGCAUGUGAGGGGCAUCUGAAUGUGGUGGAGUAUCUGCUAAAUGAAGGGGCCGAUGUGGAUGCCAUAGAUCGCUUUGGUCAUACACCACUUCACAAUGCUAAACACUUCAGGCAUGACGAUGUUGCAGAAUUGCUAAGGAGGAAUCAAGGACAUUUUUCCCAGGAGGACAUGGUUGAUGCUGGAAGCAGGUCUCAUUUGCAUACACACAUAUACAGAAUACAGAAAAAAUAAUUUGAUGUCUUCAAUGACAUUUUAUUCUUAUAACUGUAUGAAUGGAGAUACAAGAGAUUAUUUGAUGCAUUCAGUGUUGCAUUGGCUAUAAAGAAGAUGCUUCCUGUAAACCAGGAGUGUCCAAACUUUGUCCUGG
Messenger RNA from Megalobrama amblycephala (Wuchang bream), 2005 nucleotides. RefSeq names its product 60 kDa lysophospholipase-like. NCBI's taxonomy places the organism in Eukaryota, Metazoa, Chordata, Actinopteri, Cypriniformes, Xenocyprididae. The coding region runs from base 85 to 1869 and encodes 594 amino acids. Gene Ontology annotation, molecular function: protein binding; asparaginase activity. The record is from RefSeq and is a predicted model, not a curated record. Gene Ontology annotation, biological process: amino acid metabolic process. The transcript is spliced from 14 exons.